GGGUGCGCGCCUCCUUGAACAUCUCAGCCGGUAUAUAGCAGACGCGACGGAGUUGUCCGGGGCAGGCUAUGCAGCUGAGGCGUCGCGGCGGCUGGAGUUUAGAGGUACGCAUGGCAACACCCCACGGGCUACGGAAAACAUCCUGAUUUAGAGCCACCACAAAUCAAGCGGGAAAGAUGAGAACAAACCCUGCCAUCCAAGCUGCCAUUGACCUCACAGCAGGAGCUGUAGGGGGCACCGCCUGCGUGGUGACGGGCCAGCCAUUUGAUACUGCCAAGGUGAAAAUGCAGACGUUUCCCACCAUGUAUCAGGGGCUCGUUGACUGUUUUGUGAAGACUUACAAGCAAGUGGGGUUUCGGGGCUUCUACAAGGGGACCACGCCAGCGCUUGUCGCCAACAUCGCUGAAAACGCCGUGCUCUUCAUGUGUUACGGCUUUUGCCAAAAGAUUGUGAGGAGGAUUGUUGGACUAGACACGAAAGCAAAGUUGAGUGACCUUCAGAAUGCCGCUGCCGGCUCUUUUGCCUCGGCCUUCGCCACCUUGGUCCUCUGCCCCACCGAGCUCGUGAAGUGCCGCCUGCAGACCAUGCAUGAACUGCAGUUAUCUGGGAAGAUAGUGCAAGGGCACAAUACAGUUUGGUCAGUAGUCAAAGGCGUUUUGCAAAAGGACGGUCCCUUUGGAUUCUACCGUGGUUGGUCCAGCACUUUGCUACGGGAAAUUCCAGGCUAUUUCUUAUUCUUUGGAGGCUAUGAACUGAGUCGGACGUUCUUUUCAUUUGGGAGACCGAAAGAGGAAUUAGGUCCUAUUGCGCUGAUGUUCAGUGGCGGCUUUGGAGGCAUCUGUUUAUGGAUCGCUGUGUAUCCAAUUGACUGCAUCAAAUCUAGAAUCCAAGUUCUUUCCAUGGCAGGGAAACAGGCUGGCUUCAUGGGAACGUUUGUAAGCGUCUUCCGGAAUGAAGGUCUGUUUGCCUUAUAUUCUGGACUGAAGCCUACUAUGAUCCGAGCUUUCCCAGCCAAUGGUGCAUUGUUCCUUGCCUACGAGUACAGUCGGAAACUGAUGAUGAACCAGUUUGAUACAUAGAAAACUUGUAGACUGAAGUCUUUAGAUACAUUUAUGCAUCGGCCAUGCAACUGCCUGGGUUCAAGACUAACACUUGUACAACUCCUCAUCAAGAAGGGCUGUGGUUUGGUUUUUUAAGU
This is a messenger RNA of Elgaria multicarinata webbii, 1198 nucleotides long. RefSeq names its product solute carrier family 25 member 15 (gene SLC25A15). The record is from RefSeq and is a predicted model, not a curated record. The coding region runs from base 177 to 1079 and encodes 300 amino acids. Gene Ontology annotation, molecular function: L-ornithine transmembrane transporter activity. NCBI's taxonomy places the organism in Eukaryota, Metazoa, Chordata, Lepidosauria, Squamata, Anguidae. Gene Ontology annotation, biological process: mitochondrial L-ornithine transmembrane transport. The transcript has 7 exons. Gene Ontology annotation, cellular component: mitochondrion.